GGCUGUGGGGCUGUGGGGCUGUGGGCCUGUGGGGCGGGGUGGGAUCGCGGAGCCACCUGAUCCGGGCUGCGCUCCGUCCGCCGCGUAGUGGACAUGGCGGGCUCUCUGCUCCCGCAGCAGCUCUUUCUCCAGGGCGUGGCUGCCGUCUUCAUGUUCGCCUUCGCUUCUCUCUACACGCAGAUCCCGGGCCUGUAUGGCCCGGAGGGCAUCCUACCUGCAAGGAGAAUGCUGCGGCCACAGGGCAAGGGGCGCUGGCAACAGCUGUGGGAGACCCCAACGCUGCUAUGGGAGGCACCAAGGCUGGGACUGGACACAGCCCAGGGCGUGGAGCUGCUGAGCCUGCUGGGCACAGUGCUGGCCCUGGGUCCCCUGCUCCUUCAUCGGCUACGCCACCCCCUCAUUUAUCUGCUGCUCUGGGCUGCUUACCUGUCCGUCUGCCAGGUGGGCCAGGUGUUCCUCUAUUUCCAGUGGGAUUCCCUGCUGCUAGAGACAGGCUUCCUGGCUGUGCUGGUCGCCCCUUUGAGGCAGCCCUCUGGCCGAAAUCAGGCUCCCCAGGGCGGGCUGGUGGGGGCCUCUGCCUACAAGAGCCUCCCCUUCUGGCUCGUGCGCUGGCUGCUGUUUCGCCUCAUGUUUGCCUCGGGUGUGGUCAAGCUGACCAGCCGCUGCCCCGCAUGGUGGGGACUCACAGCCCUCACCUACCACUACGAGACACAGUGUCUGCCCACACCUGCUGCCUGGCUUGCACACCACCUGCCCGUCUGGCUGCACAAGCUCAGCGUGGUGGCCACCUUCCUCAUCGAGAUUGCAGUGCCCCCUCUGUUCUUCGCCCCUAUUCGCCGCCUGCGCCUGGCCGCCUUCUACACUCAGGUGCUGCUACAAAUCCUGAUCAUCAUCACCGGCAACUACAACUUCUUCAACCUGCUCACGCUGGUGCUCACCACCACCCUCCUGGACGACCAGCAUCUGGCUGCUGAGCCUAGCCCCUGCCACCCCAGGAAGAUGCCCACCUCCUGGCCUAGGGCCCUGCUGACCAAGCUAUCCCUGCUACUGGAACUGGCCGUCUACGGGACAUUGGCCUAUGGCACCGCACACUACUUUGGCCUGGAAGUUGACUGGCAGCAGCGCAUGGUCCACUCCAGAAGCACCUUCACCUUCCACCAGUUCUCGCAGUGGCUGAAGAUGGUGACUCUGCCCACGAUGUGGCUAGGCGCUGCCUCCCUGACCUGGGAGCUGCUGGCUGCCCUCUGGGGGUGGGUGCAGGUUCAGGGGUGGCUGCGGAAGGUCUGUGCUGCGAUCCAGCUCUGCGUCUUGGGCACUACCACGGUGGCCCUGUUCCUGAUCAGCCUGGUGCCGUACUCCUAUGUGGAGCCUGGGACCCAUGGGCUCCUCUGGUCUGGGGCUCACCACCUCUUUGACACCAUGGAGCACCUGCAGCUGGCCAACUCAUAUGGCCUCUUCCGCCGGAUGACUGGUCUGGGUGGGCGGCCUGAGGUGGUGCUGGAAGGCAGCUACGAUGGACACCACUGGACAGAGAUCGAGUUCAUGUACAAGCCCGGAAAUGUGAGCCGCCCACCCCCCAUCGUGGUGCCCCACCAGCCACGCCUGGACUGGCAAAUGUGGUUUGCAGCCCUGGGCCCGCACACACACAGUCCCUGGUUUACCAGCCUAGUGCUCCGCCUGCUGCAGGGCAAGGAGCCAGUGGUCCGCCUGAUCCAGAAUGAUGCUGCCCAGUACCCCUUUCAUAAGCAGCCACCCACCUAUGUCCGAGCCCAGCGCUACAAAUACUGGUUCUCUCAUCCCGGGGAGCAGGGCCGGUGGUGGCACCGCCAGUGGGUGGAGGAAUUCUUCCCACCUGUGUCCCUGGGGGACCCGACCCUGGAAUCACUGCUGCGGCAGUUUGGGCUUAAGGACAAGACCCCGCCCCGAACCCGCAGCUCUAGCCAUGCGCUGGCCCGGGCCCUUCACUGGGUGCGGACCCAGCUGUCUUCCCUGGAGCCCCCCAACCUGCUCUGGGGGCUCCUGGGAGCUGUGGGUGCUGUGAGAGUCGUGCAGGCCCUGCUGGCCUCCUCAUCGCCCCAGUCCUUCCUCAUGAACAGAGAAGAGAAGCACAAGCUGAUCCCCAAAAGGGAGUCAGGAGCUGCAUCCACACCAGCCACCCCCACCCCCAACAACUGCAGCAGUGGCUCCCGGCCACCCCGGUGGAAAAAGUAGCUGCAUUGUCACAUGUUCCCAGAGGGUUAGGUCCCUACAAAGCUCUGACCUGCAGCAGGACACAGUCUUGCCAUGGUGCCUUAGCCAAUCCUGCUGGGACCACCAGAAACUGGGGUAAUACUUAAGGAAGGUGCUGGGUGCUGCCUGAGACUGACUUGCAGCCAUUGGCCCAGGAGGUGGCCUGAGGUCCAGCCCAGUAUCCUUGCUAGGACAUCAUGGGAAGCACAUCCCCUGCCCCAGGCUGAAGAGGUCUGAGUCAGGAGUCCCUGACCACAGCCAAUCUGGAGGGGAUAAGGAGGCUUGCUGAGGAUGACAGCAGAGAAGGGGUCACCUGCAUUGUCAUCUCCAGACAGCCUGCUCACCUUUGGAUCCAGGAAUCAAUAAAAGAAUCCUUGGAGCUUA
Messenger RNA from Heterocephalus glaber (naked mole-rat), 2613 nucleotides. It is a transcript of the gene Lmf2, whose product is annotated as lipase maturation factor 2. The record is from RefSeq and is a predicted model, not a curated record. NCBI's taxonomy places the organism in Eukaryota, Metazoa, Chordata, Mammalia, Rodentia, Bathyergidae. Gene Ontology annotation, cellular component: endoplasmic reticulum membrane. Gene Ontology annotation, biological process: protein maturation.